UAUAUAUUAACAUGUACUACACACUAGAUCAGGAGAAAUUUGUACGUAUGACCCAUUUUUUGGGCCCAAAAUAUCAAAUGACACAUUUUUAAAAAAUAAUGUCAAUUGACCCUCUGCUGACAUCAUCACCAUACCAAAUUACGUAAAUUGCCCUCACCUCUUUGUAUUCUUACCCUUUUACUAAAAACCAACCAAAACUAAAAACUCUUCAAAUUUUUCAAGCGUAAUGGCUUCGUAUCGCUUAUAAACUUUGGAUGGUUUCGCUGUGUUUUAAAAUCCAUCAUUUGGGCUUGAAACGAUUCCACUGCCAUCGACAAAAUCGAAUAUGAUCGGUAAAUGAUUUCAAUCUGUGCUUGAAAAUGUCUUAAAUUGAUCGGUAAUGGGGCUUUAUGGGUCAUUCUGGGUUUAGAAAUACUGUGAACUUAUGAUUUUUUUUGCUUGUUUUUUUGGUUUUUGAUGUGUUCUGUGGUUGAAGAUGGGUAAAAAGAGAGAAUGUGAGUGAGAUAAGUAAGAGUGAAAUCGGCGAGAGCGAUACUAGAGAGAGCAACACUGGAGAGGGUGGGUUAUUUUGGGGUUUAGAAAUACUGUGAGCCUAUAGUUUUUUAUUUAUUUUUUAUUUUUUUCGAUGUGUUUUGUGGUUGAAGACGAGUAAAAAGAAAGAAUGUGAGCGAGAUAAGUGAGAGUUACUAGAGAGAGCGAUAUCAGAGAGAGCGAUACCAGCGAGAGCAAUACCAAAGAGUGUGAUACCAGAUAGAACAAUACUAGAGAGAAUGAUGCCACGAGACUUAAACGAAAUGUUUUUUACAUUUUUUUUUCUAAAGGAGUUUACUGAUUGAAUCUUUAUUUCAUGCAUGAGUGAUUUAAGAUGUCAACAUGUUUUAGAAUACUUAUAGUCGACCGACCUGGUCAAGUAACGAGCUUGGCCCACAUUACUAAUGCAAACAAGACUGUGACGGAGAAGCUUACCCCAAGACAGUUAGAGAUGUUCAAGAGAAUAGUUUUUGGGCGAUUUGUAGACGUUGACAUGGUGUUCAAUAGCCCAAUUAUCCAUCAUAUGUUGUUGAGAGACUGUGAAAAGCACGAGAGCUAACUUGAUCUCAUUCUCUAUUGGUGGAAAGGUCGUCACUUUUUCAAAGGAUGAUUUUUUGUUGAUGACUGGUUUGUGGCGAUCCUCUAUGCAAGUUGAUCAGAAUGAGUAGUCCUCAUAUGAACUUGUAAUCAAGUAUUGCGGUAAUCGAGUGACGAAGGACACCUUACAUGUCCGUUUACUAGAAGAAAAAUACAAGGAGUUAGAAUUUGAAAAUGAUGAGGAUGUUGUGAAGAUCACAUUAGUCUACUAUACGGAGGUUGCAAUGAUGGGAAAGAACAAGUAGAAAAAUGUAGUGGACCUUAAACGUUUUAAGGACGUUCAAAAUAUAGAGUACUACAACAGUCUAGACUGGGGUACCAUUAUUUGGGAAAGGACACUCGAUGCCCUAAAGACUGCAUUGAAUGAUAAGAGUAGUUUAUACAAGACGAAGGUAAAAGGAAAUAAAAAUUACGUCGUGAAGUACUCUUUGCGUGGAUUUCCACAAGCGUUCCAGAUAUAGAUGUACGAGAUCCUAGCAGCAUCAAUAGCUGGGAACAUUGCGGAGCGAAGGAGCAAGGUGGCUUUGCCUCGCAUAUUACGAUGGUCAUGCUCCCACUCAGUAUGCUUCAAAGUACUCGAGAGAGACAUAUUCGAGUCUAACAAUACAAAGGUUAAAGAGGGUCUUGUCAUGACCGACACUGAGAGGGAGUUUUGGGAUACCCCAUUGGACAGACAACCUAUAUUCGAUCUAGGUGCCAAUGAUGAUAGUGCUGAAAGUGGCAGUAGGUCGAGUAGUGGGGGUAGUUUUGAAAGCGACGGUAAUGAUCAUCGUGGAGAUAACAAUGAUGAAUGUGGAAGGGUGGAGGGAGGGGAUGAACACGAGCAUUAUGAGCACGAGGAUGCUGAAUGUGGAAGGGUGGAGGGAGGGACAUACACACCUAGUGAUGAUAUGUUCCAUGAUGUGGCGGGGGACGUACGUGAUGAGGAUGAGUUGAACCCACCUGAUGUUCAUCUUGCGGAUUCCCAUAGAGAGCGAUGUAUGGACGAAGAAUGUCUUGAGUGUGCUGCCCACAAGGAGGGAGCCAAUCCCAACAAUUCUAUUUAUUCAUACCUGCAAACCAUUGAAAGCUCACUAUCGAGGUUGGAUGGUCGUAUAUCAAGUUUAGAUAGUCGUGUAUCCAAGAUCGAGGAAAACAUGACAGACAUGAAAGGACAAUUAUCGGCCAUCCUGUCACUGUUGCAGUCUAUGUGCAAGGGUUCCAUGGUGAUUGAGGAGACACAAGGUCACCCAUCCCAUAUAUAGGUGACGAUGUCACGAUGUCGUUCAUCCCAUCUCGGGAUCCCGAUACCACUGAUGUGUCUGCCUCUGAUACUUCCAUCCCUCCCUGUAGAGCCUCAAAAUACCACUUCACUUACUUCUAUCCCCCCUCUAGAUCCCGAUACCACAACAUCACCCACUGAUGUCCAACCUAUAGAGGCCGACAUGUCUAACUUACUCACUAUGCCACAUACAGAGGCCGACACUUUUGGUAUUGUUACGACCACGGAAGGAGUUACAUUGGAAUCUCGAAGAACUACUCGUAAGAGGAAAGAUGUUGAUAAAUAUACACCUUUAGCUCAAAUAAAGAAGAAAAGUGUGGAUUCUGGGGUACACCUUCCAUUUGAAAAGGUUAAGUAUCCUCUCCUGGGUGUGCCUAUGUCACCAUUCAAAGCGAUUGUCAGGUACAACAUAGCACAUGACGUUCCACUUAAUAUCUUUAUAGAAAUGAUGGGCUGGAUCACAGAUGAGAAUACCAAUAACGAGGUUCGAGAGAAUUCCUUUAAGCUACUAUCGAAGCAUUUGUUCAAGAAAUUGAUUGAAUCGAGUUCGUGGGUUGAGUGCGAUGGUAUUUAAACGAAUAAAGAAUAAGACGAGACUGGAGGCUGCCCUAGUAUGGGAGGAUGAAGACACGUACAAGGACUACGUCACCGGUAAAUUCGAUGUCAAAUGGGCAGAUGUGGAUUUUUUGUAUACGCAAUGAAUAUCAGUGAGCGUUGGAUGGUCCUUACAAUGGACAUUAACAGAGGCCAUAUAUUCGUGUUUUAUUCACUUCUGUCAUACACACCAAUGACGAAGUUGGGGACUUUGCUGGAGCCAUUGACUGUCACAGUACCAUCCUUACUUCACUACUGUGACAUGGAUCGUUCAAAGCCGGACCUAUCCAUAUCCCGUUGGAAAAUCACCCGACCUAUGAAUGCCGAUAUUCAACACGGGUCACUUGAUUGUGGCAUCUUUGCAAUAAAAUUACUAGAAUAUUUGGUGACUGGUGCUGAUCCUUCCGUAAUCGCUCAGGAGAAAAUGAGUGAAUAUAGGAUGUAGUUAGAGUGUCAAUUGUGGGCGAACACUCCAUAUUUUUUAUGUGUAUAAAACAUGU
Messenger RNA from Benincasa hispida (wax gourd), 3483 nucleotides. RefSeq lists its product as uncharacterized. NCBI's taxonomy places the organism in Eukaryota, Viridiplantae, Streptophyta, Magnoliopsida, Cucurbitales, Cucurbitaceae. The record is from RefSeq and is a predicted model, not a curated record.